CUUACAGGUUUUUUGGGGGUCAAAUGUCCUUCCUUCAGAAGUUCAGCUGCCUCAGAGAAACUGCAUACACCAAAACACAGAUGAAAUGGGGCUUUAUUAGAAACAGACAGACUUCCAAAAAGCCAAAUCAAUAUCCCUUGGGACUUUUUUCUUUGUAGGCAGAGCUCACAGCUUGUGUCAAAUAUCCACGGUCUUACACCAGACAGCUAUGCUAUGGUGAUGAUCCUUCUCAAACGCUUGUUCAGCCGCAUGGUUGGAGUUGAGUGGCUGCACGAACCUGCUAAUAUUUUGCCCCUUCUACUGCCCUCAGCUGCAGGAACAGCUCUGGAGUCAGUAGCUCUGAUGUGUCAAACCACUUCCUCCACACAACGGCACGCACUGCGACGCUGAGCAUUAAGCUUGAUUUCCUGGAUAAAAGCUACUAAUACCUGAAGAGAGAGCAGCUUUUAAUCUUUCUUGCGGAGCCAGUCAGUGAAACAACCAUUUGCUGACCACAGAGUCCUUGCUGUGCACACAGGGUAGUUCUAGGGCUAACCAUGCAGUAGGUAGCUUGUAGGGUCAGCCAACACCAACCCAUCGCUUCUCUGAAUCUUCACCAUCCUCGGCGUUACGGAGAAAAGAUGUAAACAAGUCCCAUGGAGCUCAAGUGCCUUUUGAUGUGGCUCUUGCUUGGAUCCAUCAUGGGAACAAGGGCAGAAAAAUGUCCAUCUCUUCCGAGUAAUGAAUUUGCUGAUGUGGCUGCUGAAACAUAUCCACUGAAGACCAAACUGCGUUAUGUAUGUGACAGUGGCUACAAGAGAAGAAGUGGGAACUCCUUGACAAUUCGGUGUCAGAAUAUAUCAGGGACUGCUUCUUGGGUCUACGAUGAACUUGUAUGUAUUGCUGAGAAACCUUCGUUCUCAAGGAACCAAACAGCUAAGUUAAAUUCUACACCAGAGCCAGCAAGAGAAACCCAGAGCUCAGCACCCUCAAAGCAAGAAAAAAUUUCAAGUUUCUGUGGUAUGCCCAAAACUGUCCCACAUACCUCUCUAAGCGCACAACAGCAAUAUUCGGUGGGGCAAGUAUUACAUUUCAAAUGCCCGACUGGCUACAAUAAGCAACUUCCUGAAUCUGGCACCAUCACGUGCAAGAAUGUGAACGGAAUAAUCAAGUGGAUGCCCCUUGAUACGCCAUGUACCAAUGACAGCAGCCCUAUAAACAAGCAGCUGUCACAUCUUAUUGAGUCAUCUUUUUCAUUCUGCUUCUCCAUUCUGCUGUCUUUGUGUGACUCACCGAGCAGAGACGGUAAAUGGGAAGGAACCAGGAAAAUGUGAGAUCUAAAAACAUCCCUGGAAGAGCUCUCAGACCGGAUCUACCACUUCAUUAUUGCGCUGCUUGGAUUUCUGAAUACCUUCUCUGGUAUCGGAUAAAUGACCCUGGAUUUUAGGUUGUCUUGUUCAGCUGUUAAAUACUGGUACAAGAAAAGGAGGAAUCGGAUCUUCUGAAAUCAAAAAGUGUGCAUAAAACUGCUUUGCCUCAGCCAUUGUGGAACCGAGAAUGACAGUUCAAAUAACGGGUGGAAAAUGAAUCCUGUGAGGAAAUUAAGGUUAAUUAUGCAAAUGUGUUGGUUUCAGAUAGAUUGCGCAAUCAGUCUUUUUCUCUCUGGCUGAUCUGUGGGAAGUCUGAUGGAGCAUCUGCCACCACCACCACGUAGUUCUUUGUCCUUCAUCCCCCUGAUUUCUCAGGCGUGCCAUGACAACUUUGUACUGCAGACUUAUUUUAGUCUGGCCUCCUCUCUGUUUCUAUUACUACACUGAGAUGUAACUUGUCCUCGUUCAGAGGCUCCUCCGCCUACGUAAUCUGAAGCGUCCCUAUUUCACACUUGGAAGUUCUCCUUUUCUCCUCUUUCUUUGCGAAUGCUCAUUCCAGUUUCUCCUCUUGUUCUUUGCUAAUUACUAAUGGGCUCUGCUUCUCUGCUGAAUGGGGACUUUUCUCUACAAGGCGGAGGGAAUCAUAGAAUAGAAUCAUAGAGUAGUUUGGGUUGGAAGGGACCUCAAAGAUCAUCUAGUUCCACCCCCCCUGACACAGGAAAGAACUUUGUGAAGCCAUCAGCAGUGUUUUUAACAGUGCUUUUAGCCAGUUUGUGAUAGGAUAAAGCCAUAGGAAGUGUAGACAAUGCUCUGAAACUUGUUUUAGUGAACACGGCCUACUGUGCUACAGAUUGCCUGGGCCAUUAUGAGGUUUCUGAGAAAACGAUAUGUGAAAAAUUGUCAAUAAUUAUCUAUAUCUCCCUGACCCUCUGGUGGGACAAGGGCUGAAAUAACCAAUCCCAGAUGAAGCAGUAACUGAGGUCCUAAGUGGUGUCUUCUGCAGAAAUUGAUGACUGAUUGCUCAGGUUGCCCAAAGAUCUGGUGGAUGUCCCAUCUCUGGAGACAUUCAAGGUCAGGCUGGAUGGGGAUCUGAGCAACCUGAUGUAGCUAGAGGUGUCCCUGUUCACUGCAGGGCAGUUGGACUAGAUGAUCUUUAAGAGUCCCUUCCAACCCAAAUGAUUCUAUGAUUCUAUGACUCUAUGAUUCUAUAAUUCUAUCAGCUCUUCCAGUAAGCACAGAAGAGACCACAGAAAACCUGAGUCUUCCCAGCUGUAGUAAAGCCUUUCCCACCCAUGGUGAUGACUUCUCAGGGAACUGUGGCAUUGAGAUUUAAGCUAGUGGAACCAAUGCCUUGCUACUGAACAACCAGAUUGCACCAGUGACUCCAAGACCAGCAGGACCAAAUGAACAGGAGGCCUGGAGACUCACAGCCAAUGUGAGAAGGAGGCAUUAAAUACUACAGCCUAAUUCUUAGGGGAGGAGAGUGACUUUCCAUCUGCAGAGGACAGAUGGAGGGAAUGCACCUCAUCGCUGAGAUGAGGAAAGAGCCCUGCCUGAAGCUGCUUCACAGAAACACUUCUACAGUGUGGAAAAUGUAUUCCUGACAUAACAGCAACCUCACAUAAGUGACCAGGUGGACAAAUGUACUGCUCACCCAAGCACAUUAGAUGGUAGCACUGUCCCUACAGACCACACAUCACUUUCUCCACAAAGAGAUGCUGGAAGCCUGAUUUCACCCAGGCUAUGCUAUGCUUUGCUAUGCUAUCCUAUGCUAUUCUAUUCCAUUCUAUUCCUUUCCAUUCCAUCUCAUUCCAUUCCAUCCCAUUCCAUUCCAAUAUUGCUCCAGCUCAGAGAAGGCACAAGAUUAAUUUGGCAGUUCCUUUUAUACCUGCAAAGCAUAAAAAGCCUAGUGCAAAGGCAUCCGAGGACAGAUUCAAGCAUGACUUCAGCACAUGCAAUAUUUGAUAUAUACUUACAUUAUUGGGAAUUUGUGAGGUUUGAAUAGAUUUCUGCCUCUCUUUACAUAUAUUAUUCCCGAUAUGAUAGAGUUCAUCUGAGAAAAUGUAAACAACAUCUGAGACAGAUAGUGGGAAGGAACAAGUCCCUUAGAGGAACAUGUUCAUCUCUCCCUAUUGCCUAUUUAUAUGUGUAUGCCUGUAGUUAUUUAUUUAUGUCUUAUAUAUCUACAUAUACAUAUACUACAUAUAUACACACAUGCAUAUGUAACUCUACAUCUAUGUGUACAUAGCUGUACAUAUAGAUAUACACUUGUAUACCUAGAUGUAGACCAAAUCCCUCAGUGUCUAAAGGCACUUAUUUCUCUUCAUUGACUCCGGAUGAUGCCCAAAUUAACCAGAUUACCUGUAGAUGCUUACAUGGAAUGUCAAAAAACAAACAGGAUUAAUCCCUUGUAAUUCAGUAGGCAUGACAUGUUAGUUUAGUUUUCUAUUUUGUAAUAGAGUGCGUGUCAUUACUUUACUGAGUUGUAUUCCUGUUGAGUUAUUCUCACUCCACAGCUUUGAUAUUUAUACUUUCCACAGCUUUUCUUUAUUCCUGUUGGAACAGGGCUAAUUUGUAAUAUGCAUCUUUAUAAAGAUGGUUAUAUGAUGGUCUAUUACACACUGAUAUAUUGUAUGGGAGGAAACAGCAAUCUGUAUUUAUGCAAUAGAUGAUAGGUUUUCAAACCUGCCAGCUGCUCUGAAGUGUGCAAGCAGUGGUACUGAGCUCUUCCGCUUCAUUUGUUUAAUGCACAUUAGCUACUGUUAACAUAACUCCAUUAAGCGCUGCAAUUAGGUUGGCAUGACUUGUCCCACUCACAGCAGUUGAUUGGAGAAGGCUAAUAUUUUACCUGCUUCUAGCAUGUACAUUUUUAGACAGUUAGGCAGAUAACAAGUCAUGUCUGCCAUUGCUCUGAUGACUUAUUCUACUUUCCCUAGCCAGGUUGGUUCAUGGGCUCUCUCUCCAUAUUUUGUCUUUGUUUCUUGGCAGUCGAGGGAGACACACUGCUGGUACGAGACCUGUAAGCAAUACAUACUGGAGAAAUAUUAUAGGAUUCAAUUUUCUUAGCUAUUAACGCCUACAUAGGGUCAGAACCCAGGUGAUCUCCAGCACGGGAGCUGUAUAUGUACUUUAUCAGAAAGCUGUAAGUCUCAGACCACCUGCACUUCACCUCCUAGUUGGGCUUGUUGGCCCCCUGGGGAAAUGUUUGUGUUGGAGGCUCGAUCCUUCAACACGACGCACAGAGGGUAUGGAAAUCAACAGGAUGCAGCCUGGAAGCAAAACUCCACCUCUGAAGGAGGCUGUGGCCAAAUGGGGACCGUCAUUGUCCUGCUUUCUCCAUGGCCACUCAUCUGUUUUACGUGAGGUGUGGCGUUUGAGACUUUUAUUUUGUAAACUUUGAUUUUCUCAGCACGGAAUGAUCAAUAAACUAUAACAAUAAAUUA
Molecule: messenger RNA, 4792 nt
Organism: Numida meleagris (helmeted guineafowl)
Lineage: Eukaryota; Metazoa; Chordata; Aves; Galliformes; Numididae
Gene: IL15RA
Product: interleukin 15 receptor subunit alpha
Exons: 5
Coding region: 636-1313 (225 amino acids)
Biological process (GO): inflammatory response
Molecular function (GO): interleukin-2 receptor activity; interleukin-2 binding
Source: RefSeq, a predicted model, not a curated record